UUAGCCUUACCUUUUCUUUAGGACAAUUUAAGUGCGAGAGUGAGAUAGUAGGUUUGUGUUUGGUAGCUUCAAGUUCUGGAAAGCUACAAAUGAGUCCACCACCCCCUGAAGGACCUGGGCCUCAGGAUUAUUCAGGUUCAUGGCCCGGACCACCUUCCCUUCUUGGCAAUUUCUUCAAUGGACUUUGUAACACCAUAUCUUCUUGGUUGUUUCUACAUAGUCUGCUGUUGCUGGUUGCUACAAGACUGUUUUGGUGCAUCACCUGAACCACCACCAAUUCCAGUGGCCCCACCACAAGCUCCGCCUCCACCUGUGUCUGGCCCACCCGGACCUCUCAGUUUGCCGCCAUCACUAGCUCCUGAUCCUUUUCGGCCUCCUGGCACUCCAAUUGGGCCUCCCAAUUGGGCUUCCGAUGGGCCUCCUGGUAGCUCAUCAGGGACUCCACCGUCUUAUUAAGAAAGAAAAUGUGAUUUUACUGGCAAUCACAUGACAUUUAGUGUCUUUCACUUAUAACCAAGUAGCCAACCCCAAUGUAUACAGCCAAAGAUUUUCUUAAGUUAUGAAACUAUGUAUUGUCAUUGUGAUUGCAUGAGAUCUCAUAAUAUGGACGAAAAGAUUAUUAGAGUUUUUAUUUUA
Glycine soja is the source of this 636-nucleotide messenger RNA. Its product is annotated as classical arabinogalactan protein 9-like. The transcript is spliced from 2 exons. Lineage: Eukaryota; Viridiplantae; Streptophyta; Magnoliopsida; Fabales; Fabaceae. Bases 178 to 456 code for a protein of 92 amino acids. The record is from RefSeq and is a predicted model, not a curated record.